AUGUACGAGUGCAUGCUCACACUCCAAUACCUAAAGCCCUCAACCGCGACUACCAGUAGCCUCGGCCUAGUCCGGACUCCAGAGCAAGCAGCAUUGUGCACUAGGAAGAAAGAAGGAGAGAAGAAAAAACGACCAGCCCACCUGGCGGGGUCACUUCUCCCUGCUCCUGCCUGUGCACGCCGCGGUAGUGGUGGUGGUGGUGGUGGUGGUGGUGGUGGUGCUGCUGCUGCUGCUGCUGCUGCUGGUCUCCCCGUUUUCCUGCCGUAG
Molecule: messenger RNA, 267 nt
Organism: Colletotrichum higginsianum IMI 349063
Lineage: Eukaryota; Fungi; Ascomycota; Sordariomycetes; Glomerellales; Glomerellaceae
Exons: 2
Coding region: 1-267 (88 amino acids)
Source: RefSeq, a predicted model, not a curated record